Molecule: messenger RNA, 642 nt
Organism: Monopterus albus (swamp eel)
Lineage: Eukaryota; Metazoa; Chordata; Actinopteri; Synbranchiformes; Synbranchidae
Gene: csrp3
Product: cysteine and glycine-rich protein 3 (cardiac LIM protein)
Exons: 5
Coding region: 1-582 (193 amino acids)
Biological process (GO): cardiac muscle contraction; sarcomere organization; muscle tissue development
Cellular component (GO): Z disc; nucleus; cytoplasm
Molecular function (GO): actinin binding; structural constituent of muscle
Source: RefSeq, a predicted model, not a curated record
AUGCCAAACUGGGGAGGAGGUACCAAGUGUGCAGCCUGUGAGAAGACUGUGUACCAUGCAGAGGAGAUUCAGUGUAAUGGCAGGAGUUUCCAUAAGACCUGUUUCCUCUGCAUGAGCUGCAGAAAAGCGCUGGACAGCACCACAGUCGCAGCACAUGAAUCAGAGAUUUACUGCAAGUCCUGCUAUGGCAAGAAAUAUGGGCCAAAGGGCUACGGAUACGGGCAAGGAGCUGGAGCUCUGAGCUCUGAUCCCCCUGGACAGAACAUAGUCCAGCACCCUGCCGAUUCUAAACCAAGACCACCUUCAACAAACCCCAGCCCAAACAAAUCUGCCCAGAAGUUCGGAAGUUCAGACCGCUGUCCUCGUUGCUCCAAAGCUGUCUAUGCAGCAGAGAAGGUGAUGGGAGCAGGAAAGCCCUGGCAUAAAACCUGUUUCCGCUGUGCUAUGUGUGGUAAAAGCCUGGAGUCAACCACAGUGACAGACAAGGAUGGAGAGCUGUACUGUAAAGUUUGCUAUGCCAAAAACUUUGGCCCAAAAGGAUUUGGACUGGGGAACGCUGCCAUGUUGGAGGAACGACCGUGAACAUGCCAGGUAAAAAAAAAAAAAAAAAAAACCUAACAUUUACUGUGUUACAUUGUGUAA